CUCUGACUGAGGUGAAAGCAACGACUCUGGACUAGAACCUGAGACGACGCUCCGGAAUCCCAGAUGGUCUUUAGGAAUGGGAGGAGAUGGACCAUGACUUGGGGCCACACACUGGACUUUUGGUGAUAAGGCACUGAACAUUCCGAACAAAAUAGAAAGUACAGAAGACUCCUCAUAUUUUCUUCUGUAAAGGGUCAUGAAAUGAUACACCUGCUGUGAUUUGGAGUUUACCACCCACUGGGAUACUCUUCUUGAAGAAUCCGGGAUUAUAUACACGAAAAAGAGAAGUCUUCAGUGUGAGUUGUUAUCUUGGAAAACAGCUCACUUCUGGUUGUUGGCUCUAACCACAGAGACUUCGCCCAGCAGAACUGAUAAGCUAAAGGACAAAAUCAAUACCUGGGAAAUCAGAGCUCACUGCUCCGUGACCAUGAAUGAGGAAAUAGAGAUAUCAGAGGAGAAGGAUUGGAGGGAGCUUGAACCCAACUACUCCGUCAAAAUCUUCCUCACAAUCUUUUACAGCCUCAUCCUGGUGACGGGUAUCGUGGGUAACUCGGUCACCAUCAGAGUGACACAAGUGCUGAAGCGUAAUGGCUACCUGCAGAAGAACGUUACCGACCACAUGGUUAGCUUGGCUUGCUCGGACUUGUUGGUGCUCCUCAUCGGCAUGCCGGUGGAGCUCUACAGCGCCAUAUGGUUCCCGUUCACGACAGCAGAGGGGAACGCUUCCUGUAAGAUCUACAACUUCCUGUUCGAGGCUUGCAGCUAUGCCACCAUCCUCAACGUGGCCACCCUUAGCUUUGAGCGCUACGUGGCUAUCUGUCACCCGUUUCGCUUCAAAGCGUUGGGUGGAAAACGUACCACUGCCCUCAUCACCUUUGCCUGGCUGUUGUCCGUGGUUGUGGCCCUGCCGUUGCUGGUUGCCACGGGAACGCAGGGACACAUUCCCUUCCUGGCAGAAACACCCGUCCAGAAUCUGACUUUCUGUACAAAUCUGAGGGAGCGAUGGGUGAUGUACAGGGUCAGCAUCUUUGUGGCUUUCAUUGUCUACAUGAUCGUGUUAAUCUGCGUGGCCUUCAUGUGCCGGGCCAUGGUCCUCGUCCUUCGUAGACCUUUAGGGUCCGUGGAUGACACCCUCAACGGAACACCCAAGCACGAAAGUUUAAAGGUCAAGACAGCCAGGAAGCAGACCAUCAUUUUUCUUGGUCUCAUCGUUGGGUCCUUGACGGUGUGCUGGCUUCCCAACCAGAUUCGUCGUCUAAUGAUGGCCGCCGUGCCCAAGUCUCGAUGGACCACUUCCUACUUCCGGAGCUACGUCACUCUCCACCCCUUGGCCGACUCCUUCUUCUACCUCAGCUCCGUCCUCAACCCGUUCCUCUACAACCUCUCCUCCAGACAGUUCAGGGAGGUUUUUCUUCAAGUGAUGCGGUGCCGCCUCACCAUCGAACACAUCAACAAGCGCACAGUGCGGACCUCCAAAGCUGUCUCUACGCGCUCCCUCCAGCCCCUGCUGAUAAAGUCAUUUCGUCGAAGCAGAGCCAACCGUCCCACGUUGGCACAAGAGAAAACUCCUCCUACCUUUACAACCUUUCAGAGUCAAAGUGACUCAGGAGUGGGUUCAAAUACUCAAACGUCUCUCAGCCUGACUGAGGAGUCUGAUACAAUUCUCAAAACAAAGAUAGGUGUACCAUCAGAGACUGAAGUAUAGUGUGCUGUACAAUUUAAUGCAACACAAUGAACAGUAAAAUUAAAUCUGCUUGUGCUGUGCCAUCAGAAUCAAAUAUAGAGCUAUUCCUCAUACACUGAUCACAGUACGUGUUAAGUCAGAAAUUUCAUUAACAGAUCACGCUCAGCUGACAAUUUGGAACAAUAGCAAGCCUGAUGGAACUCCGCAAGAAAUUGUUAUCAAGUCAGAAAAUUAUUAGACAAAAGUUGAAAUAUUCAGUUAUGAAGACCCCCAAAGCUUGAGUAAAAGUUAAAGGUACCCAGCAGAGUUUUUGACCACCAGUCCUUAAUUUUGGAUGUUUGCAUCCCGUGGGAAAACAUCCCACGAGGACCCAUGUACACUCAUAAGCAUGCGGGCGAUACAUUGUACUUGCAAAUGUGCUGUGCAUACAACAAGGCCCCUAGGAACAGGACUGAGCUGUACACAGUUGGAAUAGCGGGUCAGUUGACAUGCACCGGUCAAAAACACUUUCUUCCACAUUCAUCCCAAAGUAAGGACUCUCAUUAUUAGCAUUUUAGCCUUUAGGUCCCUCAAAUUUUUAGAAGUCAGAAACAGCAAUAAACAAGUAAUUCAUUUUGGGGAGCCAGCAUAAAGUCAUUAGGCUCAAUGCAUCAAAUAAAUGCACCAGUCCAAGUUACCAAUAACACUUUUUUGGUGUCAUACAACUUUCAAUGGAAAAAACUGUGGUUUUCUAUGCCUUAAAUGUCAUUUAAACUUUGAUGUCCCAAUGAUGUUAAUACCCCAAUGUACAAGAGGGUGGUAUAUUGGCCCACAUAAAAAUAAAAAAUGUAAAAAAUGUACUUAAUGAAGGAUACCGUUUUUUAUUGGAUUGGAACAUUGAAUCAAAUAAAGGUCUCUUUUAAAUUCUUUUUUUUUUAAACUGCACUGAACAGCAUCUAAAUGUAUGUUGUUUAGCUGAUGUGAGAA
This is a messenger RNA of Anoplopoma fimbria (sablefish), 2650 nucleotides long. RefSeq names its product G protein-coupled receptor 39 (gene gpr39). NCBI's taxonomy places the organism in Eukaryota, Metazoa, Chordata, Actinopteri, Perciformes, Anoplopomatidae. The coding region runs from base 428 to 1705 and encodes 425 amino acids. Gene Ontology annotation, molecular function: G protein-coupled receptor activity. Gene Ontology annotation, cellular component: membrane. Gene Ontology annotation, biological process: G protein-coupled receptor signaling pathway. The record is from RefSeq and is a predicted model, not a curated record. The transcript has 2 exons.